Messenger RNA from Oldenlandia corymbosa var. corymbosa, 1131 nucleotides. The record is from the annotation of a GenBank genome assembly. Lineage: Eukaryota; Viridiplantae; Streptophyta; Magnoliopsida; Gentianales; Rubiaceae.
AUGGCGGCAAUUACCACGGCAAUCCCGAACCACCAACCCGACCCGAACUCCCAAAUUUCCCGCCAAGAGGAAGUGAAGAAGUUCGAUGAGUCCAAAAUCGGCGUCAAGGGUCUCGUUGACAGAGGGGUCACCUCCAUUCCGGCCUUCUUCGUCCACCCAAACCCGCCUGACCGGAGCUCCCAUCAUUCAAACCCGACUCCGGAUUUUGCCGAUUCGGGUCCGACUCCGAAAAUCCCGCUGAUAGAUUUCUCGUCUCCCAGGUCGACGAUCGUUGACCAAGUCCGAGAAGCUGCUUCCAAAUUUGGAUUCUUCCAAAUCAUCAACCACUCGGUCCCGCCGAGCUCGAUCAAGAAAAUAUUGACUGCCAUCAAAGAGUUUUUUGAGCUCCCGGAGAGCGUAAAAAUGGAGUAUUACAGCCGGGAAUUUACGAAAGGCGCUGUUUAUUCCACUAAUUUUGACCUCUACCAAUCGAAAGCUGCCAGCUGGAGGGACACGCUCCAGAUGGGUUUAUCCCCGAAUAUGGCCGACCCGGAAAACGUUCCUCCGCCUUGCCGGGAAACUGUCCCGGAGUGGGACAAAGAAGUCGUGAAAAUCUCCGAAGAAGUUCUGGAUAUACUUUUUGAAGGGUUAGGAUUGGAGGACGGUUUAAACAAGUUGAAGGAGAUGACUUGUCUGGAUGGCCGGGUUAUGGCAGCUCAUUACUAUCCGUAUUGUCCCCAACCUGAAUUGACUGCCGGACUGACGUCACAUACGGACCCGGGAUUGUUAACUGUGUUGGUUCAGAAUCAGGUGCCUGGGUUACAAGUCAAAGUUGGAGAUAAAUGGGUUGAUUUGGAGCCUGUGGAAGGUGGCAUUAUCAUCAACAUUGGGGACAAUCUUCAGAUAAUGUCCAACGAUGAAUACAUUAGUGUGGAGCAUAGAGUUUUAGCUAACCCUCUGCGCGAAUCCCGUGUAUCUGCUGCGGUAUUUUUAAAGCCAAGCCGUAGAGAUUUGUUGUGUGGACCUUUCCCAGAACUUACAUCAGCUGAAAAACCAGCUCGUUUCCGGCAGUUCACGUUGGCUGACUACAUGACCAGAUUUUUCUCCAAGGAGUUAGAUGGAAAGACCUUGGUGAAUUACUACAGAGCCUGA